AUGCACGUUCGAGUUUAUUUACAAAGUUUUCUUAUAAUCGCCGCAUUUAAUUUUAACCAUGCUAACGACUGGACUGGUGACAAAGACAUAAGACAAUAUUUUGAACAAACGUCUGAAGAUAUGAAGGCUUUUUUCGAAAAACAGAAGUACCGGGUUGAGAAGGCUCUGAACUCUGGUUAUAUGGAAGCGGUAAAAGUUACAGAUUCAGUAAGCAAUUUUGUUGAAAAUCAACAGCGAAAAAUAAGCGAGGACAUCAACAGUUACGUCGAAAGUGUUAAAGAAAGUGGCAGAAAAGCGGCUGAUUCGUGGUCCUAUUUACCUAUUAGAAGAGCCGGGAGCUCGUAUGGAACAACCAGACUUGAUUUCCAUGGCCUGUUUGCUAGUUCAGCAGAUUGGAUUCUUAAUGGACCAGAAAAAGGGCUCGCGUACGUUCUAGCUGAUGCGGGUUAUGAUGUCUGGAUGUCAAAUGUGCGAGGAAACAAAUACUCAAGAGAACACGUCUGGCUUAAAACUAAUUCUAAAUCAUACUGGAAUUUUUCCUGGCAUGAUAUUGCUCUGUACGAUAUUCCUUCUAUCAUAGAUUACAUUACUACUAUGAAGGAAGAUGCUGAAGUAACAUACAUUGGACAUUCCAUGGGCACAACCAUUUUAUUCGCGAUGCUGACUUUGAGACCGGAAUAUAACUCCAAGUUAAAGGCGGCCUUUGCACUAGCGCCGGUCGUAUUUUUGUCUGAUAUUAAAUCCCCUAUGAAAUCACUAGCCCCUAUUACGAGUAAUGUAGCUUACAUGGAAAUGUUGUAUGGUUCGCAUGAGUUUUUACCACAGAAAUCGGCCCUAAGAAGAAUAUCAAGUUCCUGUGACGCAGAGAAUAUGGAAUCUUUAGCCUGUAAAAAUAUGAUUUUUUAUAUCUGUGGUUACAACGAGAAACAGUUUAAUAAGACAUUAUUACCUAUAUUUAUGAACAACCUGGGUACUGGUACGUCUUGGAAAACGGCCGUUCAUUUUGCGCAAGAGGUCAUGGCGGGCGGGAAAUUUCAGCAGUUUGACUAUGGAUCGAACAACCAGAGAUUGUACGAUUCUGAUACCCCACCUGAAUACGACCUAAGUAAAAUAACACUACCCAUCACAUUGGUAUGGGCCGAAAAUGAUUUACUAUCGAGUGAGAAAGAUGUAAAAUCCUUGUAUGAGAAGUUGCCGUCAACGUCAAAGAUAUAUAAAAUACAAGAUCCAAAUUUCAAUCACUUAGACUACUUAUGGGCAAUAGACGCUCCCAGAUUAUUAAAUGAUAAGGUAAUGGAAUAUUUAAAUGAUGUUUAUACAGAAUCAAGCGGCUUUUUCACGUUCCAUAUUGGAAAAUGA
Messenger RNA from Pieris macdunnoughi, 1359 nucleotides. The record is from the annotation of a GenBank genome assembly. NCBI's taxonomy places the organism in Eukaryota, Metazoa, Arthropoda, Insecta, Lepidoptera, Pieridae.